GCUUUAUCUGAUCCUAAGUACAACUCAUGUUGGCAAAUAUCUAAGUCUCUUGCUGUCAAAAUAUUCUCAUUUAUAUGACGAUCUAAACUUGGUAUGAAAUAGGGAUGGCAAAGGUUUUAUUGCAGAAGAAAUUACAAAAAAGGUUUCCUUUGUCAUUCUGUGCAAUUCUGUUCUGAUAUAUACUGCACAAUUAGCCAAAUGGUUAUGCUUGAAGAUCAUGUUGCCACAUGGUACUACAUUUUAUAACUGACUUUCUGACCAUGGAAAAAUAUGAGAACUUGGGUUUAGUUGGAGAAGGGUCGUAUGGAAUGGUGAUGAAAUGCCGACAUAAGGAGUCAAAUCAAAUUGUUGCAAUCAAAAAGUUUUUAGAAUCAGAGGAUGAUAAAAUGGUUAAAAAGAUUGCAAUGAGAGAAGUUCGAAUGUUGAAGCAACUAAGACAUGAAAACUUGGUGAAUCUAAUAGAGGUUUUUAGAAGAAAGAAACGGUUAUUUCUUGUGUUUGAAUUUGUUGAUCAUACGGUACUUGACGACUUAGAACGAUAUCCAAAUGGUUUAGAUGAAAUGAGAGUUCGAAAAAUUAUGUGGCAGGUUAUAAGGGCUUUGGAAUUUUGCCACAAUCAUAAUGUCAUCCAUAGGGACGUGAAACCUGAGAACAUUCUUGUUUCAAAGUCUGGAGUUGUUAAAGUUUGUGAUUUUGGAUUUGCUCGGACGACAGGUGUGGCCCCUGGAGAGGUAUUUACAGACUAUGUAGCUACAAGAUGGUAUCGUGGUCCAGAACUUUUAGUUGGAGAUACUAAAUAUGGAAGGCCAGUCGACGUUUGGGCUUGUGGCUGUCUCAUGAUUGAAAUGUUGACUGGUGAACCUCUAUUUCCUGGUGAUUCUGAUAUUGACCAGCUAUACCAUAUUAUAAAGUGUUUUGGAUCAUUAAUAAGCAGGCAUAAAGAAAUAUUUUCUCGAAAUCCUCUGUUUGCGGGCAUGAGGUUACCUGAAACAAAACAGAUUGAACCAUUGGAAAAAAGGAUUAAGGUCGCUUCAUUGGCUUUAGACUUCAGCAAGCAAUGCCUUCGACUCGAUCCGGAUUCAAGGCCAACAUGUACGUCGUUACUUAAGCACGAAUAUUUCACGAAAGAUAAUUUUUCUGAGAGAUUUGCGACAGAGUUGAAGACAAGAAUAAACCGUGAGAUUGCUGAAAACCCAUUGUUAAAACCAUUGGAAAAUUAUGACGAGCGCUCGCGGGAGAAAAAAAAGGAAAAAAAGAUGCGUAAGGAACGCGAGACCCAAGAACGUAAAGAACACAGAGAGACACGGGAUACGAGAGAACAUAAGAGUACAAAAGAGUACAAAGAUACAAAGGAACAUAAAAUUUCGCGAGAAAACAAGGAACAUAAAGUUAUAUUAAUGGAUCAUAUAGACGUAAGAGAGGGUAAAGAACAUAGAGAGAGUAAAGACACUAGUACUCGCGAGUACAAAACUGACUCUAAGGAAUCGACAUAUAGUUACAAAGAGAACAAAAAAGGAAAAGGUUGGUCCAAAGACAAUGUAGCUUCGGAUAGAGUUGAGAAAAUUAAUCGGAAAUAUCCUUUGCCAAUUCCAUCUCAUGCACCUUCUUCGUCUCAAGGACAUGGUUCUCAGUUACCCGCCAUGAAAUCCGAUGGUCAAACAUCUACGUUCAAUAUUUGGUCGACAUAUAAUGUAUCAACAGACAUGGCCGGUACAAUAACAACAGCAACAACAACGACAACGACAAGCGCUGCAACUACGUCAAGUCCCUCAACGUCCGUAGAUAUCCAUAGUCCAAAUCAGCCAAUCAAUCGUCAACUAACACCAAUUAAUGAGCACCGCAAUGCAACGAACCAUACUAUACCAAAUUUCGGUUCAAGACAUUCAAUAUCAAAUCCCUUAAAUAUGGCAAAAACGAACUUGUCGUUUAGCAUGAAUAGCCAAAAAUCGCACGAGGAUGAGCAAGCAAAUUAUGGGUCAUACCGUUCUCCUACAGAAUCGAGACAUAAAAAGCACCCGAAAAAGAGCAGUAGCCAGUCGAAUCAAGCAAACACGACAGUACUUUCAUCGGAACAUGAUCAAAUGUCGCCAGGAGUCGAAACAACCAACAGUACAAGAUUGUCAGAUAGCAGUCGUGAAAGACGCCCAUCACUUGGUGAGGCGAGUAAGAGACAAAGUAGAUCACGAGAGAAAGACAAAAUACAAGAACCUUCUUUUCUUCCUGAUGUUGUUGGAACUGAAGGCAAAGCACACCAGAAGACAAAAGGUCAAAAGAAAAUGUCUCUUGCUAUGCCACAUAUAACAAAUCUUACACCAUUUCAAGGCUCGUCAAUGCCUAAUCAGGGAACGUUAAAUGGAGAGGACCCUAAUUUACCGUCUGUAUAGCUCAAACACAAGAAUAACUGGGUCAUUGUCGUCCAAAGCGUUUGUAUAUAGCAAUUCUAUUCAUCGAUCCACGAGACCUGUUUCGCUGAUUCCGACCUGCAAUUUUUGCCCUGUUCAGACGAACAUAAACAACCUCGCCAAACAUUUUUUAAUAGUUGAAAAAAUGGCUAGUGACAAUUAAUUUUUAAUGUGUACAUAUUUCGAUGGUAAUUUUAAUGUGAAGUUAGUUGUGAUAUUUGUAGAAUUAGAAAUAUGAAUAGACCAUAUGGUUUAUCGUGAUGUAUCGCUUACAUGCAUGAAUGCAAUUGGCAAGAUAGGCCUGGUUUAGGCACCGCGUGCUUGUUAUGAGCCGAACCUAGGCUAUAAAGCCCAGUUCACACUUAAUUCAAUUAAUGUCACGAUGCUCGUGCAAUGGUCUCAUUCCA
This is a messenger RNA of Dendronephthya gigantea, 2809 nucleotides long. RefSeq names its product cyclin-dependent kinase-like 2. Gene Ontology annotation, biological process: protein phosphorylation. The transcript is spliced from 12 exons. The coding region runs from base 228 to 2384 and encodes 718 amino acids. Gene Ontology annotation, molecular function: cyclin-dependent protein serine/threonine kinase activity; ATP binding. The record is from RefSeq and is a predicted model, not a curated record. NCBI's taxonomy places the organism in Eukaryota, Metazoa, Cnidaria, Anthozoa, Malacalcyonacea, Nephtheidae. Gene Ontology annotation, cellular component: nucleus.